AUGCGGGAUAUUCCUAUUGCAACUUAUGUUCUCAAUGAUUCUUGGAAUUGGAAUCUUAUGGGUCAGCAUGUUAAUUUAGACACUAUAUCUUUGAUUGCUAACUAUCCUGUGCCACAUCCCUCUAAAGGCAAAGACUUCCCUUCUUGGUCCCUUACAAGUAAUGGACCCUCAGAAGAUCAAGACUUUCCUUUGGAAAGUAGCCCAUGGCUAGCUCCUUGCUAUGAGAAGAGGAAGAAGCGUCACUUUUCUGACAAUGAUAGUUGCGACUAUUGUCAUGAUGCCAUCGAGACGGAUUCUUUGGUGUCAUUCUUUAGCCUUGGACUUCAUGAUUGGCUAAAAGCUAAUAUCAAUGGGAGCAUCAAAACGCAAGAAUCGCACUGGAGCAUGCUAUUCUGCAUGAUUGCUUGGCAGCUUUGGAAUGCUAAGAACGAUCGCAUAUUCAAGUAUUCUCCUUCUGUCCCCCAGAACAUCAUUCAUCAAUCAAUAGACUAUGCAAGGUUGAGCCAUCCUCUCAAUAGUUCUUCUAAAAGGAUCUUGAACAGAUCCUCCAAAUCUGAGACCCUUAUCUCUUGGAGUCUCUCCACUACCGACCUCUUAAAGCUUAAUAUUGAUAGUUCAGUCUUUAGUUUUCCUCUUGAAGCCACUUGUGGAGAAGUUAUUCAUGAUGAUCAAGAUAGCUUUGUGUAUGGGUUUGUUUGCAAGAUCAGUACCAGCUCUGCAAUUAAAGCAAAACUUUGGAGCUUACUUGAAGGCCUCAAACUUAUCAAGGCUCGCAAUCUCCAAUGUGUUGUGAUUGAGAUGGAUUCCUAA
Molecule: messenger RNA, 810 nt
Organism: Abrus precatorius (Indian licorice)
Lineage: Eukaryota; Viridiplantae; Streptophyta; Magnoliopsida; Fabales; Fabaceae
Exons: 3
Coding region: 1-810 (269 amino acids)
Source: RefSeq, a predicted model, not a curated record